UACAACUAAACAGUACGUAAUACCUAUAUAUCUGUCGGGUUACUUAACGAUCUCUUUCUGGUCGACAUCGUAUAGCAAAGAUGGCAGACUUUGAUGAUGGAGCUGAAGAGGCGCCAGCCACCCCUGCGCCAGUGAUUGAGGCUGCCCCAGAACUGCCAGAGAUCAAAUUGUUUGGCAAAUGGUCUCUGGAUGAUGUGCAGCUUAGUGAUAUGUCUCUGCAGGAUUAUAUUGCUGUGAAGAAGUACUAUGCUAAAUAUUUGCCACAUUCAGCUGGAAGGUAUGCUGCGAAGCGAUUCCGCAAAGCCCAGUGCCCAAUUGUUGAGAGGUUGACUAACUCUCUUAUGAUGCACGGUCGUAACAAUGGCAAGAAGCUCCUUGCAGUACGAAUUGUGAAGCACUCCUUUGAAAUCAUUCACCUUCUUACUGGUGAGAAUCCAGUCCAGGUUGUUGUCAAUGCCAUCAUCAACUCAGGACCCCGAGAAGACUCCACACGUAUUGGUCGUGCUGGUACAGUAAGAAGGCAGGCUGUUGAUGUGUCUCCUCUUCGUCGUGUUAACCAGGCUAUCUGGUUGUUGACUACUGGUGCACGUGAAGCUGCAUUCCGUAACAUCAAGACCAUUGCUGAAUGCUUAGCUGAUGAGUUGAUUAAUGCUGCUAAGGGAUCAUCCAACAGCUACGCCAUCAAGAAGAAGGAUGAACUUGAACGUGUUGCCAAGUCCAACCGUUAAAAUAAAUACCUUAUUCUCGUAC
Molecule: messenger RNA, 750 nt
Organism: Macrobrachium nipponense
Lineage: Eukaryota; Metazoa; Arthropoda; Malacostraca; Decapoda; Palaemonidae
Exons: 6
Coding region: 81-728 (215 amino acids)
Biological process (GO): translation; ribosomal small subunit assembly
Cellular component (GO): cytosolic small ribosomal subunit; ribosome
Molecular function (GO): mRNA binding; rRNA binding; structural constituent of ribosome
Source: RefSeq, a predicted model, not a curated record